Messenger RNA from Selaginella moellendorffii, 3790 nucleotides. RefSeq names its product subtilisin-like protease SBT4.12. The coding region runs from base 1454 to 3727 and encodes 757 amino acids. Gene Ontology annotation, biological process: proteolysis. Lineage: Eukaryota; Viridiplantae; Streptophyta; Lycopodiopsida; Selaginellales; Selaginellaceae. The record is from RefSeq and is a predicted model, not a curated record. Gene Ontology annotation, molecular function: serine-type endopeptidase activity. The transcript is spliced from 11 exons.
GAGAGAGAGAGAGAGGAAUGGCGCUUUUGGGUAUGAGCACCGAGGAGUACACUUGGCUUUUCCAGCAAUUCCAGCUGCCCAUGGAAGAGCGCAACACCAAAGCCAUCCUCAUCAAGCAUCUGGAGGAGGUCCUGAGGCUGCAUGGAGUUCGCAGCAAGCUCAUCUUCCGGAACAAGGGCCAGAUGCUCGAAGCCCUGGACAACACGAGGAUGAUGAGCAUGAUGCGCUCCACAGUGGGUUCUGUCGAGAUCGCGGGAGCUCCCAUCAAUGCCAAAGCCGAUCUCAAGGCGCUCAAGUGGAACGACGGGAAGAUCCUUGAAGUGGUGAAGCUCGAGCCUCCUCAGCGAGCUCCGAUCGAUCCCAUGGAACGAAACCCUCCAGAGGCUUGAAAGAAAGGGAGAAGCGCGCGCCGGGGCAUCACUCUUCUUCAAUCGCUUCUAUCUUCCAGCAUUUUUUCUCGAAAAUGUUCUUGAGCGAGCUCCAAAACCGUGAUGCCGCUGUUCUAUGAGAAAAACCACGAUAUGCUGAUAUGGAGCUUCUUCAUAUCCAUGCCUUUCUGGGACGAGAUCUUUACAAACACAGUGCUCAAAGGUGAUGAUCACUGCAUAUGCCCAGAUCGGGGAUUUGCAAACGUUGCAUUCAAAAAUCACUAAGGUGGCCGCGUUCUUCUCUCGAAGGAUUUUUUGUGGCCCGAGCUUGAGAGACGUUUGAUUUGAUGCCACAAAGGAAUGUUGGAAUUCGAUGAUUUGUGCAGUUGCCCAAGCUGGGUGCUUGGAGGAGGCAACAGUGGUGCUUGAGAAGAAACCACAACACAAACAAGCUUCGUAUUUUCUUCUAAUGCUUCUUUACAGCGAGAAGCAAACGAUCGAUUAUCUUAUGUCAAUGUUCCAGCGGCUUGUGGAGAGGAAUGUUGUGGUAAUGGACAUUGCUCAUAUCAGCAAAUGCCCGUGGAGGGGAUUUUGGACGAACGCUCUCUGUAAUUACAUGCUUCUUAACAGUACGCGACCGCUUAAGACACUGCUGGAUUAUGGAGAAUACGAUGGGAGGAAGCAUCAUCUUGAAGUGGAGCGAGCAAGAAAUUCAUGGAUGGAGAUGGAUUGGAUGCGCAGCCGCAACGGAAGGAGAAAUUUUUGCGUGCUGGAGAGUGGUAUCAUACUGUGGCACACACAUCGCUGAUGUGCAUUUGCGCAGCUGUGAUGAAGGCAAGAAGCAACGUGGCUGCUCGACAAGUGUAUUCUAAUGCGGAGAAGAUCAAUCGACUGCCGAGUUUUCUGCGAGAAUCAGUGGGACAAGCACCACGGAAGAAAUCGUAUUUCUUCUCGUCAGUGGACCACCAGUUCUAACGAGACUGGACUAAGUGCGACCCCACCGUAGCGUCUUCGUCUUGUUCAUUCUCCAGUGCUCUUAGAGGUCACUAUAUAACGUGGAUCAAAAUCCGAACUUGGAAAGCGGAAUGUCCAUCACUGGUCUUUUUUUCAUAGUUCUAAGCAUCCUCUCGUGGAACAAGGCAGCAGGCAUCGAGGACGAGCGUCAGGUACUUCACGGCCAUCUUUCUACAUAUAUUUACUACUUGGUUCUGUUUUUGCAGAUUUAUAUCGUGUACCUCGGUGGAAAAGGCAGUCGCCACAGUUUGCAGCUGGUCCACAGACACGGCAAGAUUCUCGAUUCUGUCACGAGCAGUGAAGUCGAGUCCCCUGAGAUCGUCUACAGCUACAAGCAUGGAUUUGAUGGAUUUGCUGCCAGGAUGACCCCGAAGCAGGCAAAAGCUAUUGCAGGAAUGCGGGACGUGGUCAGUGUGUUCCCGAGCAAAACUCUGCAGCUGCAUACAACGCGGUCCUGGGAAUUCCUGGAAACGUUUUCGACGGGUCGCUCAUACUCGAGACGCAGACUUGGAGAGGGAGCCGAUGUCAUCGUUGGCGUGAUGGACACAGGUAUAUGGCCAGAGUCUGCAAGUUUCAGCGAUGAUGGAAUGUCAUCUCCUCCCAGCCGAUGGAAAGGAUUCUGCAACAACGCUGGUGUGAAUCCCGUGAAAUGCAACAACAAGAUCAUCGGAGCUCGUUUCUACAACGCGGAGAGCGCAAGAGAUGAAAUAGGCCACGGAUCACACGCUGCAUCCACCGCGGCUGGCAGUGUCGUCUCCAACGCGAGCAUGAAGGGUGUUGGCAGUGGAACAGCCAGGGGUGGGCUUCCAUCGGCCAGGCUCGCAGUGUACAAAGUGUGUGGGAUCGAUGGCUGUCCCAUCGCAGACGUCCUCAAGGCCUUUGAUGACGCUAUGGACGACGGGGUGGAUAUAUUAUCUCUUUCGCUUGGUACCUCGCCGGAGAGCUACGACGAGGAUGGCAUCGCGAUUGGAGCCUUCCAUGCCAUCCAGCACAACAUCACUGUGGUUUGCUCCGCUGGGAAUUCGGGUCCCGACGAAUCGUCCGUCUACAACUCGGCCCCUUGGAUUUUCACGGUCGGAGCAAGCACCAUUGACAGGUCCAUUGCGUCCGACGUCUAUCUUGGAGAUGGAAAGACUCUACGAGGAACGGCCUUGAGCUUUCAAGCUCAGAAAGAACCACCUUACAGCCUCGUGCUUGGCUCUUCCAUUCCUGCUAAUGAAUCUAUCCAUGCCUCAGCAGCCAGCACCUGUGAUCCAGACAGUCUAAAUCCCAAGCGAGUAGAGAACAAGAUCGUCGUCUGCGAGUUCGAUCCCGACUAUGUUUCCACGAAAACAAUCGUGACAUGGUUGCAGAAGAACAAGGCCGCUGGUGCCAUCCUCAUAAACGACUUCCACGCAGAUCUCGCUAGCUACUUCCCCUUGCCUACGACCAUCGUGAAAACAGCCGUGGGAGUCGAGCUGCUAUCCUACAUGAACAGCACCACCUCACCAGUCGCUACACUGACACCGACAGUGGCAGAGACUUCCAGUCCAGCUCCAGUAGUUGCCGGAUUCUCUUCAAGAGGUCCAAACUCCAUCAGCGAAGAUAUAAUCAAGCCUGAUAUUACUGCUCCAGGAGUAAACAUCCUUGCGGCCUGGCCGGAUAUCGUUCCAGCGUACUAUGAGAACUACGACACGAACAAGCCCGUUUUUGUGAAGUAUAACUUCGCCUCCGGAACCUCCAUGGCGUGUCCUCACGUCGCGGGAGCCUUGGCCAUGCUAAAGUCUGCAUAUCCUUCUUGGAGUCCCGCGGCUCUAAGAUCUGCGAUCAUGACCACAGCGACAACUCAAAACGACGGCAUACUCGACUAUGAUGGAAGCCUGAGCAAUCCAUUUGCUUACGGCUCCGGCCAGAUCGAUCCCUUGAGAUCUCUAAGUCCAGGACUGGUCUACGACGCAACACCCUCCGACUACGUCGCUUAUCUCUGUGCCACUGGCUACAGUGAGAGCAAAGUCAGGAUGAUCGCAGGAAAGAAGAACACGAGUUGCUCCAUGAAGAAUUCCAACCUCAACUAUCCUUCCAUCGCCUUCCCGAGAUUGAGCGGCACACAGACCGCUACCAGGUACCUGACGAGCGUGGAUUCUUCUUCGUCCUCCUCGACUUACAAAGUAACAGUCAAGAUACCAUCGACGCUGAGCGUGAGAGUGGAGCCAACGACGCUCACAUUCUCGCCAGGAGCAACGCUGGCCUUCACUGUCACUGUUUCGAGCAGCUCCGGCAGCGAAAGCUGGCAGUUUGGAUCCAUAACUUGGACGGAUGGGCGACACACGGUGUCCAGCCCCGUUGCUGUGAAGACCAUGGCUUGAUCAUGAUUCUUAUGGAGUAGACGGGGUUGCGAGGCAGAAGAGUUGACAGCAUGCCUUUCACUC